Molecule: messenger RNA, 6254 nt
Organism: Macaca mulatta (Rhesus monkey)
Lineage: Eukaryota; Metazoa; Chordata; Mammalia; Primates; Cercopithecidae
Source: RefSeq, a predicted model, not a curated record
GGUCGGGUUACUUUCUACGUUGUGGAAGUUUUGUUGUUUCACUCUUUGGAUCCAUGCUGCUUUUAAGAGCUGUAACACUCACCGUGAAGAUCUGCAGUUUCGCUUCUGAGAGCGAGAUGACGAACCCACCAGGAGGAAGAAGCUCCAGACAUGUCUGAAGGAACAAACUCCGGACACACCAUCUUUAAAAACUAACACUGUGAGGGUCUGCGGUUUCAUUCUUCAAGUCAGCGAGACCAAGAACCAACUAAUUCCAGACGCAAUAUGUUUUAAAGUGAAAAUUCCUGGACAAAUGCCAGGCCGAUUGGACAGAUAAACCAGGAGCAUCCCAGGCAAAAUGAGACUUGUGGUCCUCCUGUCUACUCCCUAUAGAAGGCAGCCUAACCACCUUACUCUGGCAUUAAGAUUAUUCUAAAUAAGUGACCUAGACUUCAUUUUCUUUUUCCUUUCCUGGCUUGUGUGCUCCAGUUUUAUUGUGACUUGUGGAAGUGAUGGUGAUGUGAGGAUUUGGGAAGACUUGGAUGAUGAUGAUCCUAAGUUCAUUAAUGUUGGAGAAAAGGCAUAUUCAUGUGCUUUGAAGAAUGGAAAAUUGGUCACUGCAGUUUCUAAUAAUACUAUUCAAGUCCACACAUUUCCUGAAGGCGUUCCAGAUGGUAUAUUGACUCGCUUCACUACAAAUGCAAACCAUGUGGUCUUUAAUGGGGAUGGUGCUAAAAUUGCUGCUGGAUCUAGUGAUUUUCUAGUCAAAAUUGUGGAUGUGAUGGAUAGCAGCCAACAGAAAACAUUUCGAGGACAUGAUGCCCCUGUUUUAAGUCUUUCCUUUGAUCCUAAGGACAUCUUUCUGGCAUCAGCUAGUUGUGAUGGAUCUGUCAGAGUGUGGCAAAUUUCAGAUCAGACAUGUGCUAUUAGUUGGCCACUGCUACAAAAAUGCAACGAUGUGAUAAAUGCAAAAUCAAUCUGCAGACUUGCUUGGCAGCCAAAAAGUGGGAAGUUACUGGCAAUUCCUGUGGAAAAAUCUGUUAAGCUAUAUAGAAGAGAAACUUGGAGUCAUCAAUUUGAUCUUUCAGAUAAUUUCAUCUCUCAGACCCUCAAUAUAGUAACCUGGUCUCCCUGUGGGCAAUAUUUAGCUGCAGGUAGUAUUAAUGGUCUAAUUAUAGUUUGGAAUGUGGAAACCAAAGACUGCAUGGAAAGGGUGAAACAUGAGAAAGGUUAUGCAAUUUGUGGUCUGGCAUGGCAUCCUACUUGUGGUCGAAUAUCAUAUACUGAUGCAGAAGGAAAUCUAGGGCUUCUAGAGAAUGUUUGUGACCCCAGUGGAAAGACAUCAAGCAGUAAGGUAUCUAGCAGAGUGGAAAAGGAUUACAAUGAUCUUUUUGAUGGUGAUGAUAUGAGUAAUACUGGUGAUUUUCUAAAUGACAAUGCAGUCGAGAUCCCUUCUUUUUCAAAAGGGAUUAUAAAUGAUGAUGAAGAUGAUGACCUCAUGAUGGCUUCAGGUCGUCUUAGACAACGAAGUCACAUCCUAGAAGAUGAUGAAAACUCAGUUGAUAUUUCAAUGCUAAAAACUGGUUCUAGUCUUCUCAAAGAGGAGGAGGAAGAUGGUCAGGAAGGCAGCAUUCACAAUCUACCACUUGUAACAUCCCAAAGGCCAUUUUAUGAUGGACCCAUGCCAACUCCCAGGCAAAAGCCAUUUCAGUCAGGUUCUACACCCUUGCAUCUCACUCACAGAUUCAUGGUGUGGAACUCUAUUGGAAUUAUUCGCUGCUAUAAUGAUGAGCAAGACAAUGCCAUAGAUGUGGAGUUCCAUGAUUCCUCCAUACACCAUGCAACACACUUAUCAAACACUUUGAAUUAUACAAUAGCAGAUCUUUCUCACGAAGCUAUUUUGUUGGCAUGUGAAAGCACUGAUGAACUAGCAAGCAAGCUUCACUGCCUGCACUUUAGUUCUUGGGAUUCAAGCAAAGAGUGGAUAAUAGACUUGCCUCAGAAUGAGGAUAUCGAAGCCAUAUGUCUCGGUCAAGGAUGGGCUGCUGCCGCAACUAGUGCCCUGCUUCUUCGAUUGUUUACUAUUGGAGGGGUUCAGAAAGAGGUAUUCAGCCUUGCUGGACCUGUGGUGUCAAUGGCAGGACAUGGAGAACAGCUUUUCAUUGUUUAUCACAGAGGUACAGGAUUUGAUGGGGAUCAGUGCCUUGGAGUUCAACUGCUAGAGCUGGGGAAAAAGAAAAAACAAAUUGUGCAUGGUGACCCUCUUCCUCUUACAAGGAAAUCCUACCUUGCAUGGAUUGGGUUUUCAGCUGAAGGUACCCCUUGUUACGUGGAUUCAGAAGGAAUUGUUCGAAUGCUUAACAGAGGACUUGGUAAUACAUGGACUCCUGUAUGUAAUACAAGAGAGCACUGCAAAGGAAAAUCUGAUCACUACUGGGUGGUUGGUAUCCAUGAAAAUCCCCAGCAACUAAGGUGCAUUCCUUGUAAAGGUUCUCGGUUUCCCCCAACCCUUCCACGCCCUGCCGUUGCUAUAUUAUCCUUUAAGCUUCCUUAUUGUCAGAUUGCAACAGAGAAAGGACAAAUGGAGGAGCAGUUUUGGCGUUCAGUUAUAUUUCACAACCACCUUGAUUAUUUAGCUAAAAAUGGUUAUGAAUACGAAGAGAGCACUAAAAAGCAAGCAACAAAAGAGCAACAGGAACUUUUAAUGAAAAUGCUUGCGCUUUCUUGUAAACUGGAGCGGGAAUUCCGUUGUGUGGAACUUGCUGAUCUAAUGACUCAAAAUGCUGUGAAUUUAGCCAUUAAAUAUGCUUCUCGCUCUCGGAAAUUAAUACUAGCUCAAAAACUUAGUGAACUGGCUGUAGAGAAGGCAGCUGAAUUGACAGCAACCCAGGUGGAAGAGGGAGAAGAAGAAGAAGAUUUCAGAAAAAAGCUGAAUGCUGGUUACAGCAAUACUGCUACAGAGUGGAGCCAACCAAGGUUCAGAAAUCAAGUUGAAGAAGAUGCCGAGGACAGUGGAGAAGCUGAUGAUGAAGAAAAACCAGAAAUACAUAAGCCUGGACAGAACUCAUUUUCCAAAAGUACAAAUUCCUCCGAUAUUUCAGCUAAGUCAGGUGCAGUUACCUUUAGCAGCCAAGGACGAGUAAAUCCCUUUAAGGUAUCAGCCAGUUCCAAAGAACCAGCCAUGUCAAUGAAUUCAGCACGUUCAACUAAUAUUUUAGACAAUAUGGGCAAAUCAUCCAAGAAAUCCACUGCACUUAAUCGAACUACAAAUAAUGAAAAGUCUCCCAUUAUAAAGCCUCUGAUUCCAAAGCCGAAGCCUAAGCAGGCAUCUGCAGCAUCCUAUUUCCAGAAAAGAAAUUCUCAAACUAAUAAAACUGAGGAAGUGAAAGAAGAAAAUCCUAAAAAUGUAUUAUCUGAAACCCCAGCUAUAUGUCCUCAAAACACUGAAAACCAAAGGCCAAAGACUGGGUUCCAGAUGUGGCUAGAAGAAAAUAGAAGUAACAUUUUGUCUGACAAUCCUGACUUUUCAGAUGAAGCAGACAUAAUAAAAGAAGGAAUGAUUCGGUUUAGAGUAUUGUCAACUGAAGAAAGAAAGGCAUGGGCUAACAAAGCCAAAGGAGAAAAGGCAAGUGAUGGAGCUGAAGCAAAGAAGCGAAACCGUGUGGUUGAUGAAAGCGAUGAAACAGAAAACCAGGAAGAAAAAACAAAAGAGAAUCUGAAUUUGCCUAAAAAGCAGAAACCUUUAGAUUUUUCUACAAAUCAGAAACUAUCAGCUUUUGCAUUUAAGCAGGAGUAAAGGAAGAAAGUGACCCUAGGAAAGUAAUGGAUUUUUUUUACUCAUCUUGGUUUGAAUAUAGACUUGAGUCUUUGGAAAACUCAUUAUAUAUUUUUUAAAGAGUUUGAAGCAACUGUUUGUCUUUAUAAGAUAAUGUAGUAAUUAUAUCGGUGUAGGUAACAGGGCAUAUGUAAAAACUAUCAUAUUUGCAGAUUACUCUGCCUCCAAAUGCAGGGCCUUUCAGAGAUGCAUUGUGAUUGUAAUUACUGAGUUGAAGCCACAACCAAUUUGAAUUUGUUUCUUACCUUGAAAAAUCAUUAAAGCCAAGGUAUUAAAACCUCUGUGCAUUGAUACCUUCUAGGGGUUUGGUUCAUUUGUUUUUUGUCGUGUACAAGGAAGGACAAUAGUCUUCUUCCCAAGUGUGUUAGCAUAGACUAUAUGUUUCUACUAGACCUAGGGGACCACGUCUUUUAAUAAUAUUGGCCCUAAACAUGUAAAUAAUCUUGUAGGUGAGACUUUUUUUCCCGGAAAUUUCUUCCUGUGUGGCUUUCAGUUGUCUGUUUGUAUAGCCUGGAUUUUUUUGAGAUAAAUGUAACUUUCUCAUUUGUAUAUUUGUCUUGAUAUGGUCUUAAUGUUUUCUUUCCAUGAAAUGUAUAUAUUUCUAGAAAAUAUAUCUUAUAUUUACUACCAUAAUUUCUGCCACCACCCUCAUCUUGCUCUGCAUUAUACACAGUAGAGAAGAACUGAAGACACUGCUGUGACAAUAUUGCAGUCCAAGGCAUCAUGUGCUCCUGGUGGGAUACUCUGGUUAUCAACAUCAACAGUACUUUCCUGAGCAAGUCUUUGAAGGCUUGAUAAGAGACCAAAGUUACGGAAAGUAUUUAACUCUUCUUUUAUAUCAAACAAACAAGGUUUCAUCAUUUCAUACAUUUUUGGUUAUUCUAAGCAGAGACUAAUACAAAUACAGCCACAUAAAGGCAGUGUACUGAGGGUGGGAGGGAAAGAAUCACAUAAAAUCAGCUGACUCAAAAUUGAGGGUAGUAAUAGGUUGAAAGGGAAAAAGUAUGUUGAAAAUUUAGACAUAAAGGAGCCAAGAAUAUUCCUUAUCCCAUGAUGAUUAAGGUUAGGAAGACACACAUUUUUGAUUUUUUAAUUAGUAGCUGAUAUCAGAGACAUGAUAGCACAGUGGUUGUGAGCACAGAUUCCAAAGCCAGACUACCUAGGUUCAAAGACCCACUUCUCUACCUACUACUAAUAGUUGGGUCAUGUUGGGCUGGUGACCCAAUUUCUAGCCUUUGUUCCCUCCUUGUUACCAGAAUUAAAUGAAAUGAAAGCACUUAGUUUCUGACACAUAGUAAUCUUUUAUAUAAAAGUUACUAUUCUGAUAAUGAGGAUGCUGUUAUUUCAUCUUGCUUUGUUAUUAGGUCUGAAUACUAUACAAACUAAUUUUGAUUUCAAGAUCUUAAGUAAAGGUUUGUUUAUAGUACAUUGGAAAGCAUGUUUGUAGACAUUUAUUUUGUUUUUGGUUUCUCAACUUGCUUUGUAUAUAGUUUAUAAUACCAGGUUGGUACAAAAGUAAAUGCAGUUUUGCCAUUUCGGUGGCAAAAACCGCGAUUACUUUUGUGCCAGCCUAAUGCUUAAGGUUAUAAUCUGUGUGUAUUUCAGAUUCAUAGCAACCUGAUAAUACCAAGAAUUUGCAAAAGGGUUUUUAAUUUCCUACUUUUAUUUGGCUGAAGGAAGGUUUUUGUGUUGACUCGGUUUAACUUACAAAUCGAACUUUGAAACCAAGAAACAUCCUUGUUUCUCUGCUAUAUAAUAGUAAACCUGUUUUUUUCCAGUGUUUUUUUUUUUUUUUUUUUUCAGAGAAUUGGGACUGAAUAGUAUGAAAGUGAAAAUGGAAAUAAAUUAAUAUAUUAAUCAUCGUAUCAAUAAUACUGCCUACUUGAGCUUAUUGUAUACUAUAGAAAAUUGACAUAAUCUUAAUUUUAUUCUCCAAAAGCAAAAACUCCUUGGAGGAGGUUACUUUACAGAUUUAUUUCGGAGAGCAAGUGAAUAGGCACUGGGGUUAUGUGCAACUCUGGGGACUGUGCUAUGAUCUGUAGCCUCCCAUGUCUGUUUAGCAGCCUGGAGUGAGUCACUGUCACUAACAUGGAACAGAUGCCAGGUAGUCCCUUUGGACAAAAGGAUGAGGCCCAUUCAUAUAGAAAGCAUCUUAAUCAGUGACUGUUGGUCUUAUGGGCCCUCUUUGUUUCCCAUCUGUUUUAUUAUUAGAAUAUAUAAUUUUCCCCCAGGUUUUCAUCUUGAAUCUCUCAAACCUACAGAAAAUUUGAAAUUUGACAGUAAACACCCGUAUAUCCUUCCUCUAGUUCGUCUUAUUGUUGACAUUUUUACCAUGUAUGUUUUAUAGACAGGAUUUUUUCUGAACCAUUUGAAAUAUGCAUAUACUUCAUCCCUCAGUACUCAGCACGUACCCUAAGAACAAAGAUUUUCUUCUGCAUAA